This is a messenger RNA of Dacryopinax primogenitus, 3761 nucleotides long. RefSeq lists its product as uncharacterized. NCBI's taxonomy places the organism in Eukaryota, Fungi, Basidiomycota, Dacrymycetes, Dacrymycetales, Dacrymycetaceae. The coding region runs from base 220 to 1485 and encodes 421 amino acids. The transcript is spliced from 12 exons. The record is from RefSeq and is a predicted model, not a curated record.
GCAUUCCUCAACAUUCUCCUGGGAGACAGGGAGCAUCAGGGACUCUCUCUGACAUCAAGCAUGAGUCUUAUCACUGCACGUAUGCACUCCUGAUGUUGUAUAUAACACUGGCAAGUUAGACAUCGACUAGACACCCACGACGACGACGACAACUGCGCCGCACAAACUUGUCCCUCUACAACUGCCCUACACUCUUAAAUCACAUAUUCAUACCUAAAGAUGGCCCCUGCUACCGCAGAGGCGAUAGCCGCCCGUGCUAAGGAGCACCAAGAUAUCCUGGAUGAGCUCGCUACGCUCGAAUAUGCCCCUGCUGCGUUGAGGGAUAACGAAGCGGCUAUCAAGAGCUUGACUGAGAGGAUCGACGCCAGCAGCCAGCAGAUCAUCGUUUUGCAUAAGAAGACGAACCGAGAACACAAGGAUUUUGCUAAACUGCAGAAUAGCGCUGGACGUAGGCUGUGGGUCAAGAUCAAGCAUGGAGGGAAGAAGGACGCGGUAGAGAAGAAGCUCGAGAAGGAGGAACGCGAGUUCCUCGAAGCGCUCGAGCAGGAGCAAGCGGCCGAGGAGGUCAGAGCGGCAAUGCAAACGGAGAAGGACAGCUUAGCAAGCAAGAAUCCGGAACUGCAGCAGAAGGCGGGAAGGCACAAACAGCUCAAGACGAAGCUAGAAUUGCUGUACCGCAGUUUGUUCGAGGGGUUCACUCCCGAUUAUCCGUAUGAGGACGAAGCCGAGGAGAGGGUCCGGCAAGCAGAGGACGCGAACACGAACUUCCAGACCAUUGUAAACCGUGAAUCCCAGGUUAUGACACUCCUCACCAGUGCUAAGACAUGUCUAAACAACACCACCGAUCUCCUACACACUGCCCAGGGUUGGAACUACAACAACAUGUUCGGCGGAGGACUCUUUGCGGACAUGUUCGAGAAUAACGCUUUGAUUGAUGCCAAGGCAUAUGCUUGUCGUGCGCAAGCGCUGGUACAAGAAGCGAAGAAGAAACAACCAAUGGUGGCGGAUAUCAAUGAUGUCGAUGUUGCACAACUCGACUUUCUCGUCAAUAUCGUCUUCGACAACGUCUUUACUGAUAUCAUGUUUGCGGAACGCAUUCAGACCUCCCUUGCUACCGUUCACUAUGGUCUGCAGCGGGUGCAGAACGAUCUGAACCAGUCGAACCAGCGACUGACCGUGGCCAACUCCAACAUGCGUCAAGCUGCGUCCACGCUCACACAGCGCCGCAAAGAACUGGACGAGAUCCGGCGGACGAUCCUCCAAUCGCUUCUUAAUCACCAGCCCUUGCCAGUCAUCUACACGGAGGGACAGCCUGUCGGCGGCGGAGAGCAGUUGCCAGCGUAUGAACGCGUCGAGGGCGGCAAACCUCAGUCUAUUCACCUCCUUCCGGUCCACCUCCAGGCUCUGGCUCUCGCCCCACUUCCCGGUCGACGACUCCCCAGCCCCAAGGCCGGCCGGUAUCGCCAAACUCUGUCAACCGCCUGAACCCGUACGCCGCUGCGUUGCUCGCUCGUGCGCAGGCAGAGUCUCAGGCGGGGUCGUCUACGUCCCUUGUUGGUGGGGAUGAUAGGACGGUGAGCCAACUGAUCCGGGAUCGGAGGGCAAAUGCUGGCGUGUCUGCCCUUGCACCGGACAAGGUACCGGAGAAGAAUUCUGUCUGAGCUUGAUCGCUGAGAUUUGUAUUUUUAUUGAUCGCUUCCGAUUGUCUGUUGUAACCCUGUGUAAUAUCGUCUGUUGUUUGUGUUUGAAGGUGUCCUCGAACGUUGACUGUUCGCCAGCGGGGCACACCGAAGGUUUUGACUUGAAGAGGCGGUCUUCAUCUUUUUUCUCAGACAAGUCCAACAAGCACUUGAAAAAGUCCAGGACCGUAAAAACCUGAGUAUCUUUGCCCUUGACGGCCAUGUUUCUUGCCAACACUAGAAUCGUUUCGAGGAGCACUUUACCACGCUCCCCCUUGUCAACGGCUGGCGAGGAGAACAUUUUCUCGAGAAGUUGGACGGGUGGGGUAUCCUCCUCAUCCAAGAUUUGCGCCGCAGCCUGUGCCACUAUCGGCUUGCUUGGGGCGACCGUAUAAAGUUCCGUAAAAUCUUCAGAUACUCCGAGGCACAUUCGCAGAUGGUGCGCGACUUGGUACGCAUCAAAUUGUGAGGGAUCAGCGGAAUUGUAGUCCAUCUGGUCCGAAGGCUGGUGUAGAUAUCGCGUGCUCCGCAGGUCUAGAGACACGAUGUGCGAGAAUACCGCAAACGCCUCCUCUUUGGUCAGGGACCAGUGUUUGGGGUUGUUUGUCCACUUGCCAAUGAGUUUCUGCCAUGCAAACUGAAUCGCUUCGCUGAUACCCUUAAUCGCAUACUGUGCAAACAGAUGCCUAGAAAGUAACGCCCGAUAUUUCACAGUCGAGACCUCAUUGAUGUUUGGAGUUUGGUCCGCCGGGGGCCUAGGGAAAGGAAAUGUCGUAAAGGGACGCAAAAGUCUAAGGUACCCGCAUUUACUCUGUUGGAUGCAUCCAAAGCCUUAGGCCCGGCGAAGGACACUACAUGAGUCUCUGUCGAGAGGAAGAGACUCAUGCAGGAGAGGUCUUUUUGUGCCCUAAGGACUCGUCGUAACCAGUUGAAGACGGAGCGCUGAUCGGGACCGUUUGUGUGUUUGUUGGUCAAGGAAUGAGCUUCGUCGAAAGCGAGAAUGAGCCACGGCCCCUUUUCUUGGUUCUUGGGUUUCAGAAUUUCUUCGAGGGUAUUGAAUGCUUCGCACAUGUGCUUUAGAAAUGGGUCGUCUUCUGACUGACGCGAAAGCAAUCGAGAGCCCCCUGCUUUGGUCAACGUCAAGGGCACGUUUGCAGCUAGGCUUUUCGCAAGCUUGAUGACAUCAUCCAGAAACUUCUUGCGCUUGAGGCCCACACUUCUGAAUGUUUGGCCUUCGGUCAUGAACUCCCGGAAUUUCCCGGCGAUUGUCGCUGUGUUACACUCCGAUAUUUCAUUGCCGAGAAUCUUCAGAGUUGUCGCCAGGGAACGAUAUAGUGCAGCAAGGAAACACAUUAAAUUUCUUUUACAUCGUUUGCCGUCUCGCUCCAGGGUCAGGUAUUCCAGAACGUUGCGAUCUGCCGGCGGGAAACCACCACUGCUCUCUCGCAGAACCAGCAUGACAACAAGUCGGUGCUUGGACAUUUCGUCCACGCUUCUCGUUUUGCCCACGCCGGAGGAGUUUACAACCGGGAUGUACAGAGCAUAAUAGGGGUGCGUAAGUUCUUUCCGGAAUGUGUAAUAUUGAGAGUCUAUAUGGUCAGACAAAAGGUUGUGGACAUCGCCUUCGAACGGAGAGUUCCAGGUGCUCUUAAUUUUCCUAUGGUCUUCUUCUGACACAAGAUCCGCCACCCGCUCGUUAGCCACUUCAUCAGAAUUAUCAACCAACAAAUCGAUAAUCUUUCUGACCCAAUUUAAGUUCGACUGCUCAUUCUCUUCAUCGAUGAUCUCCAUCAUCCUCUCUGUCGACUUCUCCAAACGGUCGGAUGAUAUAUGUAGAGUAGCUAUGGCUUGGUGGUGUAUUGCGAGGUACUUGAAAUCGCGUGCCACGUUGGGUGCCAUGGCGUUGAACCUUUCCUGCUUUUGUUUCAUUGUGUCCAUCACGCGUUCGGCGGGCGUGAGCAGUCGACGUUUUGAGGCUGGCGCAGAAGGAGAGUCACCCCUCUUUCUCUUCCCGGUUGUGGCCGGAACGGUAGACGACUGUUCACGGGAUGGUGGAGUGAUCGGCGGGGAGGGAUGGUCUCG